CGCAGGCCGUCUGGAGGCUGCCUGCUGCUGCUAGGCCUCCAUCUUGAGAGACGCUGGUCUACUCAGGCGUGAGACUUAGAUUUGCGUUUGGGACUGGAAGGCACCCAAAAAGGUGAAUCAUGCCUAAGAAGGUUAACAAAAUUAAGCCUGUGAGAAGGAACACAGGAAGGAUCAUAGGAAGGAGCACAAGAAGGAUUACAAGAAGGAGCACAAGAAGGAUUACAAGAAGGAGCACAAGAAAGAACACAAUACAAAAACUGAAAGACUAUAAUAGUAGGAUUAAACGUAUCUUCAAUCACAAAUGCUAUGUCACCUUCCUUACUGGCUGCUACAGUUACGACUGGGAAUACAGACAUUGGAAAAAAACUGAGAUUGGAUCCUGUUGCUGCUCCCGGAGAGAGCAAUUCUUUCACGUGUUCCUGAUAAUUUCAUUUUUAUUGUCUGUGAUUUUGCUGUUCGUGUGGGUAGAGACCUCCAAUGAAUACUUUAGCUUUGACUGGGUUGUUUAUCUAGGAACAGGAUACUGGCUCUUCUGGUCCAUUUUUUUGCUGAGUUUUGCUGCAGUCAUGGUUGCCUAUACUUCAUUGCUGUUGAUACUUGGAUCUUUGUUGCUUUGGGAAAGGAUAGAACUGUACCUGCACACGUGUCAUAAGAUCCUGAUUAUGAUAAUGAUUACACUAUGCACCUUUAUACUGUCUGUUAUAUGCAUAUUCUGGAAAGAUAAGUGGCUGAUAGCUGGGCUGUCACUGCAGAUCUUUGCACCUGUUGUACAGCCGAUCAGCAUAAUUGUGAUGGUGAUCCUUUCCUGGCCUUUGGCCAUGUAUGUGAGCUGUUUGGAAAGAGAAGUUAUAAAAAGAAGACGCAAGAUAACACCUUAUGAGAAAGCAAGACUCAGGAGAUGUAAUAUAUUCACAAGGUUAAGAGCUCUACAAAUUGUUGCUGGAUUGCCCUUUUUUCUUAUCCUUUUGUGCCUGUAUGCAAUGCCAUUGGGGGUUUAUUCUCCCUGCAUUCAGGAGAAGGAGGAGCUGGGGCCUAAGCCUGUCUUCUUUGCACACAGAGGUGCACCCAUGGCAGGGCCAGAGAAUACCGUGAUGGCCUUUGAGAAAGCUGUUGAACAAGGGGCAUAUGGACUGGAGACUGACAUACAUGUAAGUUUUGAUCAUGUGCCUUAUCUCAUGCAUGACUAUGACCUGAGACGAACAACCAAUAUCAAGGAAGUUCUGCCUGAAGAUGCCUUUAAACACCCUGCCUUAUUCACUUGGGAUUUUCUAAAGACUCUAAAUGCUGGUAAAUGGUUUAUAAAACCAGAGCGCAGACCAUUUUUCAAUAUGGGACCUAUAUCAGAGGCUGAUAAAAAAAGAGCAAGCAACCAGUCAAUUCCACAACUAACUGAUUUAUUGGAAAUUGCAAAGAAGGAACAAAAGUUUCUGAUAUUUGAUCUUUUUGGCCCUCCACCAAAACAUCCUCUCAGAAACACAUUUGUUCGUGAAGUAGUAAGGGUGAUCCUUGACUCGAAAAUUGCGCAACAUCUGAUUUUUUGGUUGCCAUCUCAUGAUAGGGCGUAUGUCAAGUAUAUGGCUCCUGGUUUUCAGCAUGUGGGUCGUUUCCUCUCCAUUGAAGACCUAGCAAAAGAGAAUAUCAAUAUAAUAAAUGUUGACUACAAGAAGUUAUUCUACAGUGGGUUGAGAGAUUAUAAAGCCGCUAACAUCAACAUCAAUUUAUACGUUGUCAAUGAGCCUUGGCUAUACUCACUAGCCUGGUGCUCCAGGAUUAACUCAGUGACCACAGACAACAUUCCACUCCUGAGUCAGCUUAAUCACCCUCAAUUCUUCAUGUCACCAACAAAGUAUCUGUUCAUAUGGCUUUUCACAGAUAUUGUUUCUGCAGUUUUCAUUAUUGCUAUAUUUUUUUAUUGCUGGUGGAGAGAAAUUAAAAAAGAAAAACUGCAGGAAAGUGUCAGUCCUCCCACAGAUAGUCCCAGCACAAGCUUCUCAGGGGAACACAACGAGCAUGGAGAAGUUUCACGCUUACCUGUAAAGCCUCCUGCCAGAAUCGCGCAAACUCCUUGGAUUCCUGUACCCCUCCAGCCGGCUUUAACCAGGAAUGUACAGAAACAUCCAGAAAGCUUCCAUUUUGUACAAGCUCCCAAGAACAAGAUCACACCACUGACACCUAUUGAUAGUGAUGAUAAAUCAGUGAAGUCCACGGAGAUCAUUAAACAUACCCAAGCAUCCCCCUGGGAGGAUAACAGCGAGUCCACCUUCCAAACUACAGUUACCUCCUUGAAGACAGAUGAGCUAGCAGAGCUAGCAAUGCCCUCCACAGAGUACUCAUCUGAAACACAAAUUCAAGAGAUCACAUCAGUACACUCCGAAGAAUCCUUUGAAACACUACAUUCUACCACAUCCUCCUUUAAAAUUCAACCAAAGAAAAAUUAGCCACACCUGUCUCCUUCUUCUUCUUCCUCUUCCUCUGUGUGCCUUAGGCUGGUGAUGGUGAGGAGUUGUCCAGAAGUCAUACAGAAGGGUCAUCCAGGCUUUCUACAUAACCAUUCUGGACCAGGCUUUCUAUAAACAGUGCCUCUCAAAGGGAUAGGCAAACAAGAAACUGUGACAUGUGGUCUUGGAACUGGAGCUAGUUGCUUUCUGGGUUGUCUUACAACAGUUGUCUUUACAUUCUAACUCUUCCACGGUAUUCUUCUAAGGAAUGACUGUGGUGAAUAUCAGCAUGUAAUAAAGGCACCCUCUCAGGAAGCCAGAGGUAAGUGGUGUAUUCUUUGGCCCCCUCUCUGAUCGCCCAGGCUCUCGAAGACUAGGGGAUGGUGCAAUAGUGAUGCCAUCCUAUGCCAGGGAAUGAUAGUGGCAUGGGCAUGAGUCAGGGGCAAGCAUCUUAUUCCAUACACAUAUUUUAUGAUCUAGUGUAUUGCGGAUGCUUCCUAAUACCAUGUGGCUCACUGAUUCACCAAAGCAUAAUCCCAUACCCACCCCACGGCCAUUGGCCUUGAAAGAAAUCCAGAACUACAACACAUGCCUGGAUCCCUGUCAUCUGGAGGAGCCCAAGGAAGGCAGGCCUAGGAUCUACCAAGUGAAAGAAGAAGUAUGACGAGAUAAAAAUGGAAUAUUUAAAAAUACAUCAUUAAUCAAACCCAGGUAUAAGCUCUAGAGCCUGUCUUCUUGCUUGAAGACAAGAAUAGGAUAUUGCCAUUUCCCUCAAAUAAGAUUCAGUGUAUUGCAAGAGUCAAAACAAAUAUAAAUAAAUUCAUAUAUUUAAUUCUU
This is a messenger RNA of Ictidomys tridecemlineatus (thirteen-lined ground squirrel), 3275 nucleotides long. The record is from RefSeq and is a predicted model, not a curated record. Lineage: Eukaryota; Metazoa; Chordata; Mammalia; Rodentia; Sciuridae.